CCUCUCUUAAUUUCUUACACAAAACCACCAAAACCCAUGGCGAAAUACAUGACCAUUCUCCUCUUCCUCCUCCUUUCUCAAAACCUUAAACCGGUUCGUGAAGUCGAAGCCGCGGCGAAGCGAAGCAUCCACAUAACGGAGGAUCUUGACGAUGUCGUUGACGACGAGGAGGACGAGGCCUGGAAGGAGUGGGGCAAGAAAUCCACGCCCUCUGCUGACUCCGAUCUUCUCCGGCCUUCCGAUUUGUCGAAGAUGUCGGAGGCCGAAAUCCAGGCCGAGAUGAUGAAGCGGCAUUCUGGGCCGUCAAUGGGUUUCGUUAAGCUCCGGCUCGGCGUUCCACGGACUCCGGACAUGGUAGCUGAGAUUGCUAUGAAAUGGACAAAGGUUCUGAGAACUGGAGCUAUCGGAGCAAGAUUCAUGGGUGUUGAUCGGAGCACAAUCAUGUUCACCAUGGAAAGAGGCCAAGAUACAGCUGAGUUGAAGGAGUUUGUGUUGGACCAACCAGAGGCAUAUGAGAUCAAGAUUGGGGAUCAAGCUUUUCGUAGGCCUGGAGAUCCUCCUUUAGAGGAAGUUCUUGCAAAGCUCCACAAUGAGAAAAACAAGGUGGAUAAUACUAAUCCCACUAAGAAUGGAAAGCAAUUGAAAGAAGAGUUGUAGUUGACUGGUAAUCUUUCUGGUACACAACUACAUAACUGACUAAUGCAUUUCUUCAGUAAAUUUGCAAUCUUUGGUUGUAGCAUCUUCAUUCCCCUCCCUCUUCUUUUCUUACAUCUUGUGGACCUAUAUACAAAUUCAAGAUAUCAUUUAUUGUGAGCUUUUUUUCAGUCUA
Molecule: messenger RNA, 829 nt
Organism: Quercus lobata
Lineage: Eukaryota; Viridiplantae; Streptophyta; Magnoliopsida; Fagales; Fagaceae
Exons: 3
Coding region: 37-657 (206 amino acids)
Source: RefSeq, a predicted model, not a curated record